Perca flavescens (yellow perch) is the source of this 7660-nucleotide messenger RNA. RefSeq names its product transcription factor TFIIIB component B'' homolog. NCBI's taxonomy places the organism in Eukaryota, Metazoa, Chordata, Actinopteri, Perciformes, Percidae. The coding region runs from base 122 to 7660 and encodes 2512 amino acids. The record is from RefSeq and is a predicted model, not a curated record. Gene Ontology annotation, biological process: RNA polymerase III preinitiation complex assembly. Gene Ontology annotation, molecular function: TFIIIC-class transcription factor complex binding. The transcript is spliced from 29 exons. Gene Ontology annotation, cellular component: transcription factor TFIIIB complex.
AUCGCGUCAUGAAAAACAUGGCGGAUUAGUGUGUGUGCAUGGGGUCCGCUACUUGCCAACCGUCGUCGAUAAAUGAAAGCUUAUUUCUCCUUGCAAACGACAUAUUUUCGAACAGGUCAAAAUGUUUCGCCGGUCAAGAUUUAGUAUUCGGCCUAAUGUUGUUACGGCAGGGAGAACAGCAGCAGCACCUCAGGAAGCCCCUUCAGCAAAUCAGGAGGCCAGUGAAACCCCCAAGGACGUCAGUGAGAGCAGCAGCAGCACUACUACUGCUGUGACAGAUAACAAGUCUGUUGUGACCCCAUCAGAAAAACCUGCAGCCCCAGGGGAUGGUAAUGACCAAAAUGGGGAAGGUACCAGCUCCUCAGCAGCAGUCCAGAGAAGGAAGCGUUUUUCCAUCAAGCCUAAAGUGGCCCCAGGUCGGCCCUCCACCCUUGCUCGGACGCCGAAAUCCCCUCUCAAGGCAGUCUCUGAAACUCCUAUUGAAAUCCCUGUCUCAGACCUUGACAAGCCAAAUAAAUCUACCCUGUCUGGGACUAUAGCAUCCCCUCAGAGACUCCAGUCCCCAAGGCGACGGAGGCCUUCAGAAGACAGCAAGCAACUCAAAACGCAACCUAAAUCCAUCAUCAUCCCUUCUGACAGUUCAGAACCUUCAGCUGUUCCUACAGCUAAGGACUUUCUAGAACAAAUCCAUCUGCCGACAGACAGUGGCAAAGAAUUGGAAAGCACUUCAGGCAGUCAAGUUGAAGAAGUUCCUUCAAGACUACCGGAUAAAGUCCCCCCCUCUCUCCCAGACAAAGAAGCUAUUGAGAUAUCAAAGAAAGCCAAGAAUCUAGUGUCAUCUAAGACUGGGCUUUCACUGUCACAACCAGCGUUCUCCUUGAGUAGGCUCCUGAAUGACCCAUCAGACUUACAGAGGAUAGCAAAGGCCCAAAAACUCAGAGAGUUGCUCAAACAGGAGAUGCACAAAGAAAAGAGAAUCAAGAGAGCUAAGGCACGUGUAAAGGAAUAUACCCUAGAUCCUGCCAAAAUGACCAUGAGGGACCUUAUCCGUUAUCUACCACUGUCUAACCCCAUGACAUCUAGUUUAGAAGACGCAACUCGAGAGAAUGAGGCGGUGGUCCCACCUUCUCCAGUAAGAGAAGAUUCCCCAGAGAGAGCACAGGAACCUGUGGUCCUCCCUAAAAUAGCAAGCCCGAGGGACGAGGCAGAGGCAGCGGCAGAGGCUGAGGCGGAGGAAGAUGCUGAUGCAGAGGAAGAGCAGGAUGAUGCCGUAAUGGUUCCUCAAGUCAAAGUAGCAGAGGAUGGCUCACUGAUCAUUGAUGAAGAAAGCUUGACAGUGGAAGUCCAGCGAGCCAAAGGGCCAAACCCAGCACAGGAUCGAGACCCUAUCUUUGAGCGUGGCUCCACUACAACUUACUCGAGCUUCAGGAAAGGGACCUAUUCGAAACCCUGGUCCAGUGAAGAGACAGACAUGUUCUUCUUGGCAAUUAGCAUGGUGGGGACAGACUUUUCCAUGAUUUGUCAGCUGUUUCCUCACAGAGCUCGAUCAGAGAUAAAGAACAAAUUUAAAAAAGAAGAGCGAGAGAAUGCCUGGAGGAUUGACAAAGCUUUCAAAGAGAGGCGCAAACUGGACAUAGAGUAUUUUUCUAAGCUGCUAGAGAAGAUUCUGGAAGUUCAAAAAACCCGGAAGAAACUAAAGUCACUUGCUGAGAAGAAAUCUCCCAAGAAGAAAGAAAAUAAAAAGACAAAGGGCAAAAAAGCUUCAAGGAAGCUGAGUGUCGUGGAGGAAGGAGAUGAGGAAGAGCAGAAUGAAAUUCCUGACUUGGAGGAGGAGGGAGAGAAAGAGAAUGACGACCUCUGUAAUGAGGGAGGAACCACUGUUGCUAAACCUCAGAAGAAACGUAAAAGAAAGAAUAAACUGGAUGCUUCGACUAAGGAACCAAAUGACAAGAAAAAUAAAACUGGUGAAAAUGAACAAGAUGAGGCCUACAUACCCGGAGACACUGAGGCAGCACUUCCUGAGGACUGUCCAAAAUCAGACAUGUCUGAAAAGACUGACAAUGUGAAUGAGUCCAAGGACAACACUAUCAAGCCAGCUAAACUCUCCCGAGGCAGAGCACCAAAACCACUACUGCUUUUGGGCCGGAAGUGGGGUAAAAAGCCCCCAUCACCCUCCACAAAGACCAAUGCUACAGCAUCAGAUAAAGAGGAUGAGAGUGAGAUUGAUGGGGCCUCUAAAGAGCAGGUAAAUAAAGAUCCAUCACCCUUAAAGCAAGCCACUAAGAGGAAGUCAGCCAAUGAUGACAUUUCCUCUGGUGAAGAGGAUGUCACCGUUAAACCUCCGAGACCUACCAGGUAUGGGAGAGUGCCUAAACCCACCAAGCCCUUGAAUUACCCUGGGAAAGAGGCUACACACUCAUCUGAAACCACUCCUGCCUCACCAGCUGGGUCCACUGCUUCUGCUCCCAUGCCUAAACCCAAAUGCACAGCUAAGAGGGGACGAUCAUCAAAGCUACAACCAGCCCAAGAGUCCAAAAAGCCUAAACUAGUCACCCUCCGGGCUUCUCAGUCAGAAUACAGUGAUGAGGAGGAUGAAAAGCAGCAAGAAGAGGAAGAGGUGGAGGAGGAGCACACUGCAUGUAACUCCAGUAAUGACAGCACUGCCCCUGUGUUUGUGCCUGCCAGCCUGCGCUCCCCACAUCCUGUGAUUUCAGAAGUGGAAGAGACAAUGGAGGAGCUUGAUAUCUUGGCCAAUAUGCCUGAUGUGUUGGGCAUCUCCCAAGAUGUACUGUGCCGUGAUGCCUUUUGCGAGCGGGCACAAAAUGAGAUAGGCACAGCUGAACCCUGUGAACAUCAGCUGGAUCUGCUUGUUGAUGUUAUCGACUUCCUUUCUGUAGAAAACACAGAAGUAUCUGAUGAUGAGAGCUACAACGAGGCUGCUCAAACCCUGUUGACCAUCGGCAACCUGGCUCACCUCUCUCAGUCAGCACAGAAUCAAAUAGCCACUCAAGAUGACAUAAAAGGGACAACACCAGUCAGUGUGAAUGAAACCAGCCAACACCUGGAAGAAGAGAUUGCCUGCUGCUCAAAGCCUUCUGCACAGGAGGAAAACAGUGCCACUCUUAUGUCUGCAACUUCUGUUCAUGGAGGCCCAGAAACUGUUACCACUGUGGAGCUACAAAACUGCACAACAGACACUGAUGCCAUCCCUGUUAUUAAAUCCAGUGUUCAGAGGACAGGUUCUGAUACGGACCCUACCCCUCAAUUGCAAUUAAGUCAAGAGAGCUCAAAGACAAAUUCUCCACAAACCAGAAGAGGACGCUUAACCAAGGUAAAACCAAAACCUAACCUAGGCCAAUCCUCAAGAACUGCUCAGUCAAAAUCCCAACCACAGACUUCAACAGAAAGGACACCUGAAGAGAGCCACACAGUAGCUCUUGACCUUUUUCAAGCCACUGAGACACUAUCCGCUGCAGAGGAAAUCCCUAAAAUAGCAGACUGUAGUAAAAAAAAUUUAAAUGUUGAAAUUUCUCAUAUUGAAGUCAAACAUACAUCUGCAUCUACAGAUGAAGUAAUUAUUUCUCAUGUUGGGACAACUGAGAGUAGCUGUAAUAAUCAGGUGACAUCUGACUCACAGACUCACACAGCAGUCACAGAAUCACAGAUUGGACAAUGGUCAAACAACCCAGUCAAAGAGAGCAGCGACCAUUCUGCACCGGUAGAAGAGUUACCUGUCAGUCAGAAAGAAGAAAGUGAAGUCGCAUCUACUAGCCAGACCAGGAAGAGUCGAUUCCAGAAAGUCAGACCCAAUCUCAACCUAUCACAGACGUCAAGGACUGUACGUUGUAAACCUCAAACCACAAAAGAAAAUGUAGAGAAAGACUCCAACCCAACUCCAAACCCCAAAUUCUAUGAAAAAUCAAUAGCAGAGGUUGAAGCGGAGCCAACUUGCAUCACCUCUCCUGAAAAACCAAGAUUAAGUCCUGAUCCCGCUUCAGAUUUUAUACCAUCAAUGCAUUUAGGGUCUACUCUUACACCCACAGAGGAACUGUCUACAACUGAGGAGAAAAAGACAGAUGUUGGAGUUGUUUGUCAGGUUGAAUCCGAUACAGCAACAUCAGAUCAAAGUGCCUCAGAAAACCAGAACCUCUCUGAAGCUCAGUUUGAACCCAGGAGGGAACAGGCCUCCAGAGACACAAUGCUAAAAUCUGAGUCCAUAGAUGAAGUACUUAUGUCUCAUGUUGGGACAACAGAAAGUAGUUGUAAUAAUCCGCUUACAUCUGACUCAGCAGUCACAGAAUCGCAGAUUGGACAAGAGUCAAACAUAGACUCUGCCCCAGUCCAAGAGAGCAGCAACUAUCCUGCUUCAUAUGUUACACGUGUAGAAGAGUUACCUGUCAGUCAGAAAGAAGAUAGAGAAGUCGCAUCUACUAGCCAGACCAAAAAGAGUCGAUUCCAGAAAGUAAAACCCAAUCUCAACCUAGCACAGACACCAAGGGCUGUACGUUCUAAACUUCAAACAACAAAAGGCAUCGGCGAGAAAGACUCCAACGCAACUCUAAAAACGAUGGCAAAGUAUGAAGCAGAGCCAACUUGCAUCACCUCUCCUGAAAAACCAAGUCACAGUCCCUGUACUGCUUCUACUUUUACACCCACAGAGGAACUGUCUACAACUGAUGCAAAAAAGAGAGACAUUGGAGUUGUUGGUCAGUUAGAAUCAGGUGCAACAACAUCACAUCAGACUCCCACAGAAAACCAGAACCUUUCUAAAGCCCCUUUUGAACCCAGUAAGGAACAGGCCACCAGAGAUUCAACGCAAACAUUGGAGUCCAAAGAUGAAAAACUGUCUCAUGUUGGGACAACUGAGAGUAGCUGUAAUAAUCCGCUGACAUCUGACUCCGCAGUCACAGAAUCCCAAGUUGGACAAGGGUCAAACAUAGACUCUGUCCAAGAUAGCAGCGACCAUCCUGCUCCAUGUGUUCGACCUGUAGAAGAGUUACCUGCCAGUCAGAAAGAAAAGAGUAAAGUCGUAUCUACUUGCCGGGCUAUAAGAGGCUUAUUACAAAAAGUCAAACCCAUCUUACCACAGACAUCAAGAACUGUGCGGUCUAAGGCCCAAACCACAAAAGACCCUUUCACUCCCUUGCAACUCCCGGAGAUACACUCGAGCCCUACUUUAACGUCUGAAUCCACUGACAAGAUAAAAGCAGAGGUAGAAGCACAACCAACUUGCAGUAUCACCCCUCCUGAAAAACCAAGCCAGCUUAAAAGUACUGGCUCUCUCUUAGUGUCAGUACCAUCAUUGGAAUUAUGUUCUACUCAUAAAAGCACAGAGGAAUUAUGUUCAACUGAGGAGCAAAAGAUAGAUGUUGGAUGCAGACUAGACUCCAAGUCAGAGGGCUCAGAACAAAAUGUUCCUCAAAGAAGUCGACGCUUUCCAAAGGUCAAACACAAACCCAAUUUAGGAUCCGCUCCUCGAACUACAUUCACAAAACUGCCGUUAAAAGAGGUCAGUAAACCCUCAGAACCGUGCCAUAUGGACACUUCUUUAACCUUUGAACAACGGCCUGAGGACAAUAACAAUGCACAAACAGAACUGGAACUCGCAGAGACAGACAGCAGGACAUCAACACAUUGUUCAUUACAUACAGAACCUCUCAGCUCAACAAUGUUGGAAGGACCUGCUGAGUCAGAGUAUCGGUCUGUGUUGACAAACACAGUUCUGACUCAAAGUAGUGAAAAAGCCACAGUUGAAGGAGAAACCACAGGGGGCAAAACGUCAAAUAAUGAUGUGGUGGCUGGACCUGCUUCACAAUGGGACCGCAAACAGGGCAUGUCCAUUAGAGAUACAAAUACCCAACCAACCGAUGAUCCAACUGCCGUUUCAGAUGUCCAUACUUCAGAAGAUGGUUCAACAGAGUCAAAAAUUGAAUUUAAACCCCUGACUAACACACAGUCCACAUCAUAUCCAAAAAUAAGCACUCAGCAGCCACGUUCAGAGAAUGACUCUGAGACGCAAAGUCAAGAUGCAGUCCAACAUUAUUCUGAAACCACGGAAACUAAUCAAACAGCUGCCCAAAGGACUGAUGAUAAUCAGUCAACGCCAACUGACUCUCCCUCAAGAACAGCUCCCCAGACUUGUAGAGGCCAGCUUAUUAAACCAAAACCCAACCUGGGACGCAGCAGCCGACCUGCACACCAUCAACAAAUCCAGAAAACAAAACAAGCAGAAGCAGAUUUUGGUACUUGCUCAGAGGGCGUGGAUUCUUCGGUUUGCCACAAACUUGUGUCUGAACGUCGACCUGACAUCCAGGAACCAGUAGAGGGAGCGAUUGAACAGUGUAGUAACCAAAAUCCCUCUCCAAGUGAUGCUGGGUCUUCGCUGGGCUGCUUGACACAAGUUAUUGAGCAACUGAGUCAAGAUGACCCCCCUCCAAAUGUUGCUGGAUCCUCUCUGGGUUGUGUAGAAAAUGUUACUCAGGAUGCAUCAACAUCAAGUACAGGAGGGACUAAAAGUCAUUCAAGUCUCAAUACAAUAUUGCCAGACAUGCUGUUGCAGCAGGAGCCUUUAGAUGCAGAUGAGCAGUUCUUCAUCCUCUCUCUGACUGAGAUCCCAGUCUGCUCAUUAGGGGAGGUUGUGGACAGUGUGCCUGAGCCCCUCCCUUAUCUUGCUGUAACAGAUGCGUCAGUAGAGCAACAGAGUGUUCCCGCAGAGAGUUUGGCAGCAGCUGGCGACGGGCUCCUGUCUAAUGUCGCUGUGCCUGUGUUCAUGGGGGACAGUGGUGAGACAGGCCUCAUCAAUGCAAUAGAUAUUGGGCCUGACCCAGCUGCAGAUAUAGGUUCGAUCAUGGAGAAUCCAGUGGAUCCACAUGAAGUGACUGCAGAGAAAAAUGAUGAGACUGAAAUUCCCCCUGCAAAGCAGAGACUAAUGGACACUCAUAGAAGAGAACCAGCCAAACUGCAGGUUAAGCCCAAUACUACCAAGAGGAAACAAGCCAGCAAGACCCUCGCUGCCAAGGAAGCAGAGUCGAUCACCAUUCAGACAAACACCACUCAGCACUCAGAGCUUCCUGGGCUUUCUGUGCAGCCAAACGUCUUUGAUGACGAUGUUACUGAAUCACAGAAAGGAAGUGAUGAUCAUGUGGACGUUAAAAAGGAGACUCUGACAGGUGGUGAGGACCCUGAGGAUAGCAGCUCAGGAGCACAAACUACAAGGACUAGGCGGGCUAGUAGUCGGAAUAGAGAAGCCAAAGGCUCCCUUUCCCUAACUUCUGAGACGAACAAUGCUGCCCCUGCAAGCGAUUCUCCACCUGGUAAAGAGGCUCCCAAGGGCCGUAAGGUCAAAACUCCACGUGCAGCAGGAAAACCAUCUACCCCAGCACCUGGUGCCUCAACAUCGUAUGAUGUCGCUCCCACAUUCAGUCAAACACAGCCGACCCAGGAAACCCGCUCAACAUCUUCUACCACAUCACCAACACAAACAGAAGUGGACGCUGAACAGACUUCUGAGCACAGCCCACUAUGCUCAGACACAACUCGUAGCACUUCUCUGUGUCCUGCUGAGGUCUCAGCUUCUCAGCAGAGUGUGGAGAGCAGCUCUAUAGAGGAGGAGCCCACCAUUGUGUCUCAGUACUUCUUAAGUGACAUUUUACAGAAGUGA